Messenger RNA from Cataglyphis hispanica, 2214 nucleotides. RefSeq names its product CTP synthase-like. Gene Ontology annotation, molecular function: CTP synthase activity; identical protein binding. The record is from RefSeq and is a predicted model, not a curated record. The coding region runs from base 186 to 2006 and encodes 606 amino acids. Gene Ontology annotation, biological process: pyrimidine nucleobase biosynthetic process; CTP biosynthetic process. The transcript has 11 exons. Gene Ontology annotation, cellular component: cytoplasm; cytoophidium. NCBI's taxonomy places the organism in Eukaryota, Metazoa, Arthropoda, Insecta, Hymenoptera, Formicidae.
CGAGCGCGGGCACAUCGCGCUUGAUCGCGCAUCGUGCUGUACUUAAGGACCUUUAAGCACCACGAUUUACACAGUGCGGUGUUGAGUUCGGUUCAACUCAUGUCCGAGUUGUAUCGACAUUUGCGAACUUGCAGCGAAGGUAUUCAUAUUCCUCUCAAAUCAUCGAAGAAUCAGUUAGCCAAGUCAUGAAGUAUAUUCUGGUGACCGGCGGUGUGAUCAGCGGCGUGGGCAAGGGCGUCAUCGCCAGCUCGUUCGGCACUAUCCUCAAACACUGUAACAUUCGCGUGACAUCCAUCAAGAUUGAUCCUUACAUCAAUAUCGACGCCGGGACGUUCUCGCCCUAUGAACACGGAGAAGUUUAUGUACUCGACGAUGGUGGUGAAGUGGAUCUUGAUUUGGGCAACUACGAGCGUUUCCUGGAUAUUACUCUUCAUAAGGACAAUAAUAUAACAACAGGAAAAAUUUAUCAACAUGUUAUUACAAAAGAGAGACAUGGAGAUUACUUAGGAAAAACAGUACAAGUUGUACCUCACAUCACUGAUGCUAUUCAGGAAUGGGUGGAAAGAGUUGCAAAUCAGUCUGUAACAGAAGAUGGAGCUAAACCAGAGGUUUGCAUAGUGGAAUUGGGUGGCACAAUAGGUGACAUAGAAGGGAUGCCAUUUGUAGAAGCAUUUAGACAGUUUCAAUUUAGAGUGAAGAAAGAAAACUUCUGUGUUGCCCAUGUAUCUUUAGUGCCACAGCCAAAAUCAACAGGCGAACCCAAGACAAAACCAACGCAAUCUAGUGUUAGGGAGUUACGUGGAUUAGGUUUAUCACCCGACCUUAUAGUUUGUAGAUCGGAAAUGCCUAUUGGUAAUUCCGCCAAGGAAAAAAUUUCAAAUUUUUGUCAUGUCGCUCCAGAACAGGUCAUCACUAUUCACGACUUAACGUCCAUAUACCGAGUACCUCUUCUUAUGGAGUAUCAGGGUGUUAUAGAAUUUCUCAAUGAUCGAUUGCAACUGAAUAUCGGAAUGCCGCGCCCGCGUUCCUUUAUGCGAAAAUGGCGAGAUUUAGCUGAUCGCGUGGAUCAUUUGCGGAAAGAUGUUAACAUCGCUCUAGUGGGAAAAUAUACAAAACUCGAGGAUUCUUACGCUUCUGUUACAAAAGCAUUACAACAUGCUGCCAUUGAGGCGGGUUAUAAAUUGAACUUGACGUUUAUUGAAGCUGCUAAUCUAGAGCAAAUUACAUUAAUGGAAAAUCCAGUCUUAUAUCAUGAGGCUUGGCAACAGCUUUGUAAAAGCAAUGGCAUUAUUGUACCGGGUGGCUUUGGUAAAAGGGGAUUGCAAGGAAAGAUAGAGGCCUGUCGAUGGUGCAGAACAAACAACAAACCAUUCCUUGGUAUCUGUCUGGGUCUGCAAGCGGCGGUCAUUGAAUUAGCGCGAAACGUAUUGAAUCUUCAAUCGGCGAACUCUACAGAAAUUGAUCCACAUACUAGUAGUCCUGUGGUAAUAGACAUGCCAGAGCACAAUCAGGGAAUUAUGGGGGGAACUAUGAGACUUGGCAAGAGACAAACGCGUUUCUGCAACAAUAAUUCGGUCUUAAAGAAAUUGUAUGACAAUAAAGAUGUCAUAGAAGAAAGACAUAGGCAUAGAUACGAAAUAAAUCCAGAUUAUAUUCCAGAUUUAGAAGCAGCAGGUUUAAAAUUUGUAGGUCGUGAUGAUGAUGAAAAUAUAAGAAUGGAAAUCGCUGAAUUGGAAGGACAUACUUAUUAUGUAGCUACGCAGUUUCAUCCUGAGUAUCUAUCAAGGCCUUUAAAACCCUCACCGCCGUUCCUCGGUUUAAUUUUAGCCAGUGUAGGCAAACUGAAAUAUUAUGUAGCACGAGGGUGUAAAUUUUCACCUCGCCAACAGAGCGAUAAUGAAUCAGACGAUGACUACAUGUUGGAGAGAGUGUCAAAAUUGCAAUUGUCUAGUAAUGCUAGUAGAAGUGGUAGUAAUAUGUCAGAACUCAAUGAUACUUUGUAUUGAGUAUAAUUUAUUAUAGCAAAUUUAUCUUGUGUCAUUCCAUUUUUCUAUAAUCUGCUCUACAUAUCUUUCUCUAAUCUUACAUAAUAUAUAAUUAAAAAUUGAAAUAUGAUACACACAUGAAUGUGAUAAGUAUAUUUGUACAUAUUAAGUUACUAUGAAACCUCGUGUUUUUUUGUUAUAUACUAUAUAUAUAUAUAUAUAUAUAUAU